CAAUGUGCAGUACACAGUCUGUCCACACUCCGCACAUCAAAUGGGCAAGCGGACGCAGCAUUCCUGGCUUUGAAUGCUCAUCUCGUCGAACUGGAAUAGUGGGAGUUGAUAGACCAGCCGGAGCUGGAGCCGGAGCUGGGGCGGCGCCCGGGAAUGCUCCGUCGUCGCCCUCGCUAAAGUAAUUCUUCUUUACGGUGACAGUCGGCUAACUGUUAGCUUCUGGGCUACAGCGACUUCGCGCUUUCCUGUCGGGAUGUGGUCCGAACGAGGCUCUUUUGUCCAAGGGGUGGCCCUGGGAGGCGUCUUCAGUCUAUUGCUCUCGCUCCUGGGCAGUUACAGCCCCGGGUCCGGCUCGGAGGACCGUCACCAGCACCAUCACGUCCAGGCGCCGAGUAGCAACGACCUGAAGCAACUAUCGGACUCCCAGAUGCAGGAGUUGAAAGAUCAAGUGCGCGUGUAUUGCAUCGUCAUGGUGCAGCCGAAGAUUCUGGUCUACUGGGCAGCGGCCAUGGGCACUUGGAGCAAACACUGCGACAAGGCCGUGUUCUACACUUCGGAAUCGUCAAAGGCCCUCGAGGCGGUCGAACUGCACGAAAGAGACGACUGGGCGAGGUUGUGUAAAGCUCUUAAACACGCCUAUGAGAAUGCCGGGGACCUGCGCUGGUUCUUCGUGGCGCAGCCCACCACCUUCGCCAUCAUCGAGAACCUCAAGUACCUGCUGCUCACCAAGGACCCCGGCGAGCCCUUCUACAUGGGCAACGCCUUGAAGUCCGGGGAGCUGGAGUACGUGGCGUACGAGAGCGGCAUCGUCCUCAGCUACGAGGCUCUGAAAAGGUUCGUGCACGUGCUGAACAACAAGGAAAUGUGUCCCGUCAACGUGAACCACCUGUGGAAGCUGAGCGAAGACAAGCAGCUGGCCGUGUGCCUUAAGUACACGGGCGUAUUCGCAGAGAACGGCGAGGACGCGCGAGGCAUGGGCCUGUUCAACGGCAAGAGCGUGGAGGCGCUGAUAAAGGACAGCAUGAAGAACAACCCCAAUGACGUGGUGGAGGGCUGCUGCGCCGACUUGGCCGUCACGUUCAACGGCAUGACCCCAAACCAGAUGCAGGUGAUGAUGUACGGUGUCUACCGGCUUCGUCCGUACGGCCACGAGUUCCACGACUUGCUGACGUUUGACCCACCGGAAGGUUCGGACAAUGACUAGGACCGACUGGUUGCACCGGGCCCUUUUUGUACUAGCUGCUGGGUGGGAAGAUGGUUUUCUAACUGGAUCCUCACUGGGGGGAAAUCCAGUUUUUACAAGUUUUGUACCUGUUGCACUUUGCACCUCAUUCCUGUGGUGUUGAUAAACACAGGCAACGGGCACAGACCGACCUUUGAAUGAAGACUAAGCUAGGAAUUGCGUUGAUAAUGUGACAUGGCUUACCUGAAAUUUUGUUUUGUCAUAUUGUUAUACAGCUUUUUUUGUUUGUUUUUAAUAAAUAUCAAAUUAUGCCUGUGUGUUCCCAAAGUUGCGUAACUGGACACAUGAAGUACAGACACAACAUAAAUCACGCCAUGUCCUGUUUGCUCUGUUUUUGACUGCUAUGGAUUUACAAUGUGCAAUGGACUCCCGCAUGUGUGUGUUUCGGUACCCGCGGAUGCACCAAUUGGUGGAUUCGUUUUGUUUUUCUUUUUGGGGUGGGAAACGGUACCAGAAAAUGCUUGCUGGGGGUUUAUCUCUGCUUAUUCACGUUUUUUCUCUCUCCCUACAAUGCCUAUAGCAUUUGAUCCAGACCGCCAUGCAAUUCUUAAAAAAAGUUUCAAAAACUAUUUAACCCAAAUUUGUUUGAUUGGGAUUUUUUUUAUGUAUGGAGGAAAUCAUAAAUGUAAUGACAGAUAAAACCCUGAAAAGGAAGGUUAAUUGUACCGAUUUAGAGACUGAAUGUGGGUGUGUGUGUUGAAUGAUCCUUUUUGAAUAAUCUGCACUUGGCACUAACAAGAAAUGUGAUUUGUAAGAAUUGUGAAACUGGAUAUCAAGUCCUGUCAAUGAUUAUUAAAGACAGUUUAAUUUACAA
Messenger RNA from Phycodurus eques (leafy seadragon), 2057 nucleotides. RefSeq names its product C1GALT1-specific chaperone 1 (gene c1galt1c1). The coding region runs from base 254 to 1204 and encodes 316 amino acids. NCBI's taxonomy places the organism in Eukaryota, Metazoa, Chordata, Actinopteri, Syngnathiformes, Syngnathidae. The record is from RefSeq and is a predicted model, not a curated record. The transcript is spliced from 2 exons. Gene Ontology annotation, molecular function: N-acetylgalactosaminide beta-1,3-galactosyltransferase activity.